Molecule: messenger RNA, 3044 nt
Organism: Exaiptasia diaphana
Lineage: Eukaryota; Metazoa; Cnidaria; Anthozoa; Actiniaria; Aiptasiidae
Product: RNA-binding motif, single-stranded-interacting protein 1
Exons: 8
Coding region: 2493-3029 (178 amino acids)
Cellular component (GO): ribonucleoprotein complex; nucleus; cytosol
Molecular function (GO): mRNA 3'-UTR binding; poly(A) binding; poly(U) RNA binding
Source: RefSeq, a predicted model, not a curated record
CUUCGAAACAAGUAAACAUGAAGAUUUGAAACGCUGAUUGGUCCGUCUCUUGUCAUACAGGGGACAAUGACAAGUUUAGGAACAAUGGAUCGCUUUAGCAAUUGUAAUUCGCCGCCAAAAACACGGCACUGUUUUACGACAAACUGCACUUCCACCCUGUAUCUAAGAACAUCAUAACAUUUAGCAAAUAUCUGGCGGACGUCAAUCAAAAAAACUGUGGACAGAACGGCGCUCAGAGAKAAUUCUGUCAUGAAUAAUUAAACAAACAACAGAGUGGCUUUCCCGCCGACGACUGUGAUUGGUUAGAAACGCAUCACGUGUCGUGUAGUGUUGAAAAAUUGCAAUAAUUACCGUCCAAUUGUCAAUGGUUGUUCACGGAGGGUUUGCGUGUUAGCAGAGGUGAUAGUAGAUGUAAAGUUCGAGAGGUGAUUUUUGAAAGGAGUCAGCAGCGCGCACUCAUAUGAAUGGCGGGAAACUGAGUAUUGAUGGCGUUACUUUGUUUACCUACCAAGCAGCGACAGCAUUGACUCCUAGGACGUACAAGUAAAUGGAUCAAAGAUUCUCUUAGAGUAAUUCCAUCGAACGAUCGAUCGCCGCGAUCAAACGUUCGAUCCGUUUGUGGUUCGUUAAGAAGGACUAGAGGCUUAUAGCAUGACGACCACUGAGUACCCUCGUCUCUGCUGCUAGAAAAUACAGGGUUGCGUAUGAUGAACGAAAGCCCAAUUUCAAAUCGUUCGCCGACAAUGACAACAGAUCGAGUUAGUGCACCAAGCCAGGAACGAAGUYAUACUAAGGAAAAUGACACCCAGCGUACUCCUACGUCGGACGAAGCUGGAGGUCGAACCACUACAAGUACUACAGAUCAUGAUGGUGGGCGAAUAACAGAGACUGAUCCAAAUGAUGUUGACAAUAAAACAAAGAGCCUCCAAGACAAGGAUAGCGAUAAAAAGCAAGCACAAGUAAAACAACAACAAAACAAGAAAAAASUGUCCAGCAGUUUGCCYCGACAGGUAAAAUUCACUGCUACGUUUUUGCCUUUYCGAUAUUGAUAUKUACCAAAAAGCACCCCUCUUUCCUUCCAACAACAACACAUGUUUUGUUACAUGAUAUUGUUGAAGGUAUUUCAGAUAUCACAAAACAGGGCAACUAUCCAAGAUAGAUAGAAUGCAUUUCGAACACCACUGAAUUUAAAUAUCUUAAACUUCCAUUAAUUUAUGGAGUAUGUCAAUGAACUUAAUAUUUCCAAGUGGUAAUGUUACACACAUUGACAAUAAUUACACCUUGGCAUCUGAAUCAGCUGUUUUUAGUCACUGGUGUAGAUUGUUUUGUAAUUUGAUUUCUUAGAGGAAACAUUAUACAGGAAUUUGUUGAAAGUUGUGGAUGUUCAAGCUUGACCCCUUGAAUACACACUUAUAUAAAUCCUUUUGACUGGAGACCCUGUUUUAAAUGUAUCUCUGCGCAACCUCUAUUGCUUGCCAUACUAUAAAGAUGAAUUUAUUUGAAAUAGCAACAUUUCGUGUUAUUUUUAACAAAUUAAUUUCUUCAAAAUAAGAGUUAUACAAAAAGAGCAUGAUAUCAUUCUUCCAAAAGAAGGAAAAACAAAUUUCUAAGUGUACAUUUGCUGUAAAAGAGCAAUUGCUUAGAGCAAAAUAAUUUCUCAUGGUUCCUUGAAACGGUAUCAAUUACUAUUAUCAGUAAGUGCAUUACUUCCUACAAGUUUGACUCACUGUUUUCAGAUGAAAGCAGAUAUAUUUCUAGCAAUCUAAAACUCAGUAAUUUUGGUUUUUGCUGCAAUUUAGUUGCAUUGGCAUUUUCACUUCAACAAAAUUGCUGGGGAAACCUUUAAAAGUGAACUAAUUUCAAUACUUUGCUGUGUCUGUAAGCAAAACUUCUGCAGGGUAGUGGCAUUUUGUAGCAGGUGACAUGGUAAAAGGGUUAAAAAUAUCUCAGAUAGAAAGACAAUAUUAAUCCAAUGCGAAAAGCAUUGUAUUAACCUUUUUUACAUUACAUCGAGGAUGUCUUGUUCAGAGUAAGUGCUUCUAAAUUUCAACUUGGAUAUACUAUUAUUGUAAAAAACCGUAUGCUAUAUAUAAACUUGUUGAAAGGAUAUCAAAUUACCAAAGGGGGUUGCGACUGACAAGUACAAAUAAAAAUAUGGAGCGUAUUAAAAACAUAUAUCAGCGUUAAAUUGCUUUUAUAUCCAUCUAAAAGAAUUGUCUUGAAUUCCUUUAUUUAGUUUAUCUUUAGUUCAGUUAAAUAACAGAGAUUUAUUAUUAUCACACAUUUGUUUACUUCCUUUUUCACAUACAAAUAUUUCUACUUGUACUUACUUUUGUUAUGGUUUGUGCCAGACGAAGUCACCAGUAUACAGUAGCCGCACCGCAGGCCGUACAAAUCCGCAAAACACUCUGCCGUCUUGGCCAGUUACUGCGUAUCCUCAAACUUGGCAUUUUCCAGGGAUUCGAGCAGCCCAGUUCCAUGCCCCCGCACCAAUGUAUCCUGGAUACCAGCAAAGUAGUGUUUACUCAGUGUCUUCAUCUAAUUCUCCUGGAUUAAGUAGUAGAGGAUCUAGUGACAGAGCUGACAGUUUAGGUGGAGAUGGAGGAGAAGAAAAACUUAGCAAAACAAAUUUAUAUAUUAGAGGUCUAAAAGCAAAUACUACUGAUGAAGACUUAGUACGACUUUGUCAUAAAUAUGGGACUAUUAUUUCAACAAAAGCUAUUCUAGACAAAGACACUAAUUUAUGUAAAGGCUAUGGCUUUGUUGACUUUGAAAACCCAUCGUCAGCCCAGAAAGCAGUGCAAGCACUUGUUACCAGAGGGAUCCAGGCACAAAUGGCCAAGCAACAAGAACAAGAUCCUACAAAUUUAUAUAUUCAAAAUCUUCCACCACACUACGAUGAAGCUAUGUUGGAAAACAUGUUUAGCAAGUAUGGCAAGGUCAUUUCUACUCGGAUUUUGCGAGACAAGGAUACAAAUAGCAAAGGAGUUGGGUUCGCCAGGUAUGUCUCAUACUGUUUAAUAUUUUGACUUUUAUUUUCCCAU